CAAAUUCACGAUGUUCAUUAUCAUCACUUUAAGCUAAACUUUUCAUUAGCCAUUUUUUGUUUAAUGUAAUGCAACGUGGUGCGUAGUUUCUUCAAUUUUUCAUCACAGUGUUGCACCAUAGUCAACACACUGCUCCCUUUCACAGCCAGCUAAUUCACUUGGAAAAUCGUUGAGGUUGAACACUUUUUGGAGUUGUUCGUUUGUCCAUAUGGAUCAAGAAGAUCUGCAAUCGUUUAGUAGAAGGCGUGUGGAGUUUCGUUUAUGCAAUGUAUCAGGCUACACCAAUGAAUUGCUGGAGAUUCACUCGGAUAAUCCAUCAUUGCACGUAUUGUUCAUACCUGGAAAUCCAGGGAUUAUUUCGUUUUAUAAAGAUUUUGUGGAAUCAUUGUAUCAGUUGCUUGGAGGCCGUGUUUCUAUAACAGCUAUUGGACAUAUAUGUCAAACGAAGAAGGACUGGGAAGGUGGAAGGUUAUUUUCAUUACAAGAACAAAUUGAUCAUAAGAUUGAAUUUGUUAAACAAGAGCUACAGAACAAAGAAAUUCCACUACUACUGGUUGGGCAUUCUAUUGGAUCGCCUAUCUCCAUUGAAUUGUGCCGUUGGUUCCCGGAUCGGGUUGUGUAUUGCAUUGGAUUGUAUCCAUUUAUGAUGGUGAACAGACAAUCACGUUGGCAACUUCUUAUCGAAAAACUCGCAGGAUCCCCACUGCUAUCAACUUUGUUUUCUUCUUUUGCCGCGCUGUUGGGCGUAUUACCGGUUCGAGCUUCAAGUUUUGUUGUGAAAAAAACUAUUGGGAAGUCAUGGUCCAGAACUGCUAGUGAGGCUGCUUGCUCUCACUUGCUAAAGUAUCAUACGAUGCGAAAUGUGCUAUACAUGGCAAUGACGGAGUUUGAGAAGCUUUCAGAAACACCAGAUUGGAAAUUUAUGAAGAAAGCAAGUGAGAAAUUAUCAUUUUUGUUCUGUAAGGAUGAUCACUGGGCUCCUAUGCAUGUGUUUGAGGAGAUUUGCAAGCAGGUCCCUGAAAUUGAUGUAUCAGUUGAAAGGGAGGAGGGCCAUAAACAUGCAUUUUGCUGCUCUGAAGCUGGCUCACUUCAUAUUGCUCAAUAUGUGGCAAGCUUGAUCAAAAAUCAUCUCGCAGAUUAAGGUCAGAUUCUUACUGUUGUUCACACGUCUCUGUACUAUUAUCCUUAUUAAGAACUCUUAGAACAUGAGCAAAAGAAGGAACAAUGAAAGCAUUCCUGGGUUACUGAUACUGUUGGAUUAUGCUUUACUUUGAACUAGUUAUUGUCUUCGACUCGUUAUCGUCUUUUCAUCGACUCAAAUUAUGGGUUGUCUUAACAAGAAAUGUUUUGUCUAUUAGUGUAUAAUGACUAAUGAAACAUGUCGUACUUGCAUAA
This is a messenger RNA of Cucurbita pepo subsp. pepo (vegetable marrow), 1395 nucleotides long. RefSeq lists its product as uncharacterized. The record is from RefSeq and is a predicted model, not a curated record. Gene Ontology annotation, cellular component: lipid droplet. Lineage: Eukaryota; Viridiplantae; Streptophyta; Magnoliopsida; Cucurbitales; Cucurbitaceae. Gene Ontology annotation, molecular function: lipase activity. Gene Ontology annotation, biological process: lipid storage.